UUGGACCCUUCUCUAAUUUCAAUCUGAUCUCGUACUUUCCAUAAGUUUCUAGAUUUCUUGCGAUCAAUUUGUAUUGUUUCGAUUGUUAUCGUGCUCUGUUUGUACGUGUCCUUUUUGUGCCACGUCGACUUGAGCGCGUGUCGAGCUGCUCCUUCACGUCUAUUUAAGCGUUUGUUGACCGCAAUUUCACCCUCCAACCCGUAGCAGUCUGCGGCUCCGUCAAAUUCGACUUGCUUUUGCAGUUUGUUUCUACCCAUCUAGCUCUCUUAUCUUUCAGACUCCAGAGAAACACAACCUUACGUGACUUAACUCCCACUAUCAACCAAAAUGAAGACGUUAUUCCUUUUGGGCUUUGUUGCCCUUCUCGCCAUUGGCGUCUAUACUGAAGAGAAGAAAGAUGACAAGAAAGACACAAAGUACGGAACUAUUAUCGGUAUCGAUCUGGGAACCACAUACUCGUGUGUUGGUGUCUACAAGAACGGACGAGUAGAAAUCAUCGCGAAUGACCAAGGAAACCGUAUCACUCCAUCCUAUGUCGCUUUCGCAGCUGAUACUGGAGAGCGUAUGAUUGGAGAUGCCGCCAAGAAUCAGCUGACCAUCAAUCCUGAAAAUACAGUCUUCGAUGCGAAACGUUUGAUCGGACGAGAUUACAAUGACAAAACUGUUCAGCACGAUAUUCCACUGUGGCCCUUCAAAAUUGUCGACAGCAACAACAAGCCUCAUGUUACCUUGAAAGUAGGCAAAGACAAGAAACAAUUCACUCCAGAAGAAAUCUCAGCCAUGGUACUCGGAAAAAUGAAGGAAAUUGCUGAAUCCUACCUCGGAAAGGAAGUAAAACACGCUGUCGUCACUGUCCCUGCCUACUUCAACGAUGCUCAACGUCAAGCCACCAAGGAUGCCGGAACCAUUGCUGGUCUCAAUGUCGUCCGAAUCAUUAACGAGCCAACCGCAGCCGCUAUCGCCUAUGGUCUUGACAAGAAGGAAGGAGAACGUAACAUCCUCGUGUUCGAUCUUGGAGGCGGUACCUUUGAUGUGUCCAUGCUUACUAUCGACAACGGUGUAUUCGAAGUGUUGGCCACCAACGGAGACACUCACUUGGGAGGUGAAGACUUCGACCAGAGAGUCAUGGAAUACUUCAUCAAGCUGUACAAGAAGAAGACUGGCAAGGAUAUCCGCAAAGACAACCGUGCAGUGCAGAAGCUCCGUCGUGAAGUCGAAAAGGCCAAGAGAGCCCUGUCUACCCAACACCAGGUCAAGGUUGAGGUCGAAUCCAUCAUGGAUGGAGAGGACUUCUCCGAAACCCUUACCCGUGCCAAGUUCGAGGAGCUGAAUAUGGAUCUCUUCCGUGCUACCUUGAAGCCCGUCCAGAAAGUACUGGAAGAUUCUGAUCUAAAAAAAGACCAAGUGCACGAGAUUGUACUCGUCGGAGGUUCCACUCGUAUCCCCAAGGUACAGCAGCUCAUCAAGGACUUCUUCAACGGAAAAGAGCCAUCUCGCGGUAUCAACCCUGACGAGGCUGUCGCUUAUGGAGCUGCCGUCCAAGCUGGAGUAAUUAGCGGAGAGGAGAGCACUGGAGACAUUGUGCUUCUUGAUGUCAAUCCACUUACCCUUGGUAUCGAGACUGUCGGAGGAGUUAUGACCAAACUUAUCACUCGUAACACCGUCAUCCCAACGAAGAAGUCACAGAUCUUCUCUACUGCUGCCGAUAACCAGCCUACUGUCACUAUCCAGGUGUUCGAAGGAGAACGUCCGAUGACCAAGGACAAUCACGAACUUGGUAAAUUCGAUCUUACCAACAUCCCGCCAGCACCACGUGGAGUGCCCCAGAUCGAGGUUACAUUCGAAAUCGAUGUCAAUGGUAUCCUGCACGUAACCGCUGAGGAUAAGGGCACCGGAAACAAGAACCAGAUCACUAUCACCAACGAUCAGAACAGACUUAGCCCUGAAGACAUUGAACGAAUGAUCAACGAUGCCGAGAAGUUCGCAGAAGACGACAAGAAAGUCAAGGAGCAAGUCGAGGCCAGAAACGAGCUGGAAUCGUAUGCCUACUCGCUCAAGAACCAGAUCGGGGACAAGGAAAAACUUGGUGGCAAGCUCAGCGAUGAGGACAAGACGACUCUUGAGAUGGCAGUUGAUGAGACGAUCAAAUGGCUCGAGAGCAACCGUGAAGCUACCGUCGAUGAACUCAAGGAACAGAAGAAGGAACUCGAAAGCAAGCUGGGGAAGAAGCCGAACCAAAAGACGAGCUGUAAAUGUCGACAGUUCGUUAUUUCCACGGGUGUGAAUGUGUCUGCGUCGCGUUUCUUUACACAUGUGCUUCGCUGCGCAAACACGAAUGACUGA
Molecule: messenger RNA, 2343 nt
Organism: Cylicocyclus nassatus
Lineage: Eukaryota; Metazoa; Nematoda; Chromadorea; Rhabditida; Strongylidae
Source: the annotation of a GenBank genome assembly